UGCUGCCCCAGCUGUUUCCUGUUGAAAAUGUCUCCGUAAUGUAGAUAAAUGUGAGGGAUUUUCUCCACUAAAUCCGUCUCCUGUCCGCUAAAUCUCACGUCUCCGAAUCGAGCCUGCGCAAUGGAACAAAGUCGGAAUAUCGAGACGUGACACCGGCACCGCGUUUCCUCCUCGCCGCUUCUUUUCUUCCAGCUUUUUUAAAAAGAAAUUUUUACAUUUUCAUGUCUAUAUUUUUUUUUAAUUAUCAUAUUUUUUAAUUUUAAUGACUUUGGGACAAGUGUUUUCUCCGGACAGACGCUGGGAUGUCUAGAGGACAAUUGGGUGAUGUCCUAAAGUGGACCAUGCGCUGUGUGUCUCGCGGCCGCGCGCUCGCCCGGCUGCUGCUGCUGCUGUGCGCGCUCGCGCUGACGCCGGUGGAGGCGAGGGCGGGGCCUGAGACUCUGUGCGGGGCGGAGCUGGUGGACACGCUGCAGUUUGUGUGCGGGGACCGGGGCUUUUAUUUCAGCAAGCCAACAGGCUACGGCCCCAACUCACGUCGCUUGCACAACCGUGGCAUUGUAGAUGAAUGCUGCUUCCAGAGCUGUGAGCUGAAACGACUCGAGAUGUACUGUGCACCAGUCAAAUCUGGUAAAACGCCACGAUCCGUACGAGAGCAACGGCACACAGACACGUCCAAAACACCAAAGAAACCUAUGCCUGGUCACAGCCAUACAUGUAAGAGAGCGAAAAAAAAGAGGAUGGUGAGGGAACGUCGGUUAGUAGCUGCUAAAACGAGGUUCACCAGAAGAACUCGAGCCGAGGGAACACCGGGGGGAGGAACUACCGGAUGUAGUUAAGAGGUGGAAAUAACGGACAGUGCAGAGAAGCAAUGCAAGAGGAAAACAAAACAAAACAAAAGAAAAAAAAAGGAGAAUGGACCAGCUUUAUGUACAUACACCCGUAAAGACUGACUAUUUUCGACACUGCACCAUUCCACACUGGGGAGGGACAACAUCUGUCCAAACAGCAAAAUUAAUAUAGCUGCUAAAAAGUGUAAUAUAAUAGCAGCUGCUCCAUAUUCCGGCAGUGGGAAAGCUCCUGUAUGUAUAAGAGAGCCACUGGAAACUUUAAUCGACCCAAACUCUUUCACUUCCUGAUGGGUGGGAUAGAGCCAGUGGGUCACUGGAGGAGAGGUGAAGGUUUUUUCUGUGUCAUGGGUGAACAGAACGUUGCAAUGGUCCCUCCUACACACACACAGACACACACACACAGACAUGCCUUUGCAAUUAAUUCCAGAUUGCUGCAAUCCAGUGCAAAAUUCAAGUUGGCAGAAUUUCAGCACCAUUUCUGAUUAAGCUUUAGUGGAAAGACAGUACACAAGCUCUAGCACUGAUGAGGAAUAUCUUUGUUUUUUGUUUUCGAGCUUCAUCGGAACAAUCCGAGAGCCGUUUAGACAGAACGCUCGUUCAAAACAGACGCUUCCAUUUCAGGAUGACGAACGCGGCUAAGCAGGAGGACGUCUUUUUGUUCUUAAAAGAGGAACCGUAUGGAAAGGGUUACAGAGGACUAAUGGAAAGGCAACCGUGUCUGACAUUCAACUCAUUCGACUUCAGGAAGCGAUGCCGCUUCGAUGAUUAUGACAUCAGACUGCAUGAUUGGUUUUUGAAGAAAAACAAAAAAAAAGCCAAUAUUUUCCACCAAAGCAUGUACAUCACAUAACACAGUAAGCGUUUUCACUAAAACCUGGCAAUAUUAUACAAAAGAUGCAAGCAAAAACCCAGUGGAACUUCUCACACAACCAACAUCUCUGAGAAAUACAGGGAUGGACAAAUCACUAGCCCUGAGUUUGUGUCUGAGAUUUUAAAAUUUAACUCGUUGCUGUCGAAAAAAAUAAAUAAAAAUAAAACGCUCA
This is a messenger RNA of Hemibagrus wyckioides, 1891 nucleotides long. RefSeq names its product insulin-like growth factor 1 (gene igf1). Gene Ontology annotation, cellular component: extracellular region. The record is from RefSeq and is a predicted model, not a curated record. The transcript is spliced from 6 exons. Gene Ontology annotation, molecular function: hormone activity; growth factor activity. Lineage: Eukaryota; Metazoa; Chordata; Actinopteri; Siluriformes; Bagridae. Bases 303 to 836 code for a protein of 177 amino acids.